Cygnus atratus (black swan) is the source of this 4137-nucleotide messenger RNA. RefSeq names its product inhibitor of growth family member 5 (gene ING5). NCBI's taxonomy places the organism in Eukaryota, Metazoa, Chordata, Aves, Anseriformes, Anatidae. The coding region runs from base 66 to 788 and encodes 240 amino acids. The record is from RefSeq and is a predicted model, not a curated record. Gene Ontology annotation, biological process: positive regulation of apoptotic signaling pathway; positive regulation of DNA-templated transcription. Gene Ontology annotation, molecular function: chromatin binding. The transcript is spliced from 8 exons. Gene Ontology annotation, cellular component: nucleus.
GAGGCCGCGGCCCGUGCGCGGCGGGGCCGGCCGGCGGCGGAGCGGGGCGGGGCGGGCGGCACAAGAUGGCGGCCGCCAUGUACCUGGAGCACUACCUGGACAGCAUCGAGAACCUGCCCUGCGAGCUGCAGCGCAACUUCCAGCUGAUGCGGGAGCUCGACCAGCGGACGGAAGAUAAGAAAGCAGAAAUUGACAGUCUUGCAGCAGAAUACAUUGAAUCUGUGAAGAACAUGUUGCCCGAGGAGCGAGUGGAACACCUGAAAAAAAUCCAGAGUGCCUACAGUAAAUGUAAAGAGUACAGCGACGAUAAAGUACAGCUGGCCAUGCAGACAUACGAGAUGGUGGAUAAGCAUAUCCGCCGGCUGGAUGCAGACUUGGCACGGUUUGAAGCAGAUCUGAAAGAUAAACUGGAAGGCAGUGACUUUGAAAACCCUGGAGCACGAAGCCUGAAAAAGGGACGAAGUCAAAAAGACAAAAGAGGCUCUCGUGGUCGAGGCAGGCGAACAUCUGAAGAAGAUACACCAAAGAAAAAGAAACUCAAAGGAGGCUCUGAGUUUGCUGAUACCAUCCUGUCAGUGCAUCCCUCAGAUGUCCUAGACAUGCCAGUGGACCCCAACGAGCCCACCUACUGCUUGUGUCACCAGGUGUCGUACGGAGAAAUGAUCGGCUGUGACAACCCAGAUUGCCCAAUUGAAUGGUUCCACUUUGCUUGUGUGGAUCUCACCACCAAACCAAAAGGGAAAUGGUUUUGUCCACGUUGUGUUCAGGAAAGAAAGAAAAAGAAGUAAGGAGUAGAGGGGAAUACAUCCUCUGAGGCUAGAAGAGUUUUUUAAUAUAUUCCUUCCUUCAAGUUGCAAUAUCAUCUUUUCGAUUUUGAUUUUAAAACCUACCCUCUUCCUUUUUCUGAUACGAUAUUUAAUUGUCCAGUGGCCAGUUGUAAUUCCUGUUCUUUCGUAAGAAAAUGACUGUGGGAGGGAGGGAAUCUGCCACAGGGAUUUUAUUUAUGUUACACUUGCACAACACUGUAAUCAGUGUUACUAUGAAGUGUUAGGGCAGCCAGUAGCUGUAAGUCUGCUAGUUUAUAGGAGUCUGUGAAACCACGUAAGGUGUUGCAGGCACAUGAGAUACCUGUAACUUCAUGGUGCAUCGCCAUCACUGAAGUCGUUCAGUUACCUGGAGCUUAGCAUGGUAGAGAAAAAGGAAUUGUCUCUCUUGUAGCCUGCAGAAGAGGAAUAGUUUUGGUGUGAAGUCCAUUUGUUCUGCAGUUUUGUUGUACAGAGGAACAAGAAAGCUGGUCAGCUGUUUCCAAUGUCUGUUUCCUCAAAGCCAAAUACUGUGCUUAGUUUUGACAGGGUAGGGAUGGGACGGAGAUAAGACCGUAUCUUCUCUUCUGGGGAAUUUCUUCUGUCUAACUUUGCACUGCCAUUAUUUUACUUGAUCUUGCUUGCGUUCAUGUGAACCUUAAGAGAAGCAAAACAUCUGACUUUUUGCCUCCUAUAAAAGGUUUGUCUCUUCUGGGACAAGAGCUUUAAAUCUCACAGGAAUUGUCCUGCAGUGUUUCUUAGUGACAGUAGUAUUGAGAGAGUGAGUUACCUUUCCUGUCAGUUUUCAUUUCUUUGGAAAUUCUUUAAGUAUAUUACUGUGAAGUUGAAACCUAGAGUAUUGUUAUAGAGGGUCUGAUUUAUUCAUAAAAGAAGAUGAAGGCCUUAUUUUUAUUACUUGUGUAUGCCUGUGUUGCACCUCAGUAAAUCAGGAAAAGAAGCUUUAAGGGAAUCCUCUGCAAGGAUAACAUGUACAUUCCUGUGAUGGUGCGGCAAAGCUGAAAGAAGGGUGGCCAUUAGGUAGCUUGGUGGAGGUUGUGGUGUUUUAAUAGAAUUUGCUAUGAAGCUGUCUUAUUGAAGAAGGCAAUUCAGUAGGAAUGUUUUAAAAUGACAUCUUGCCUUCUUAGUAGGGGCAUAUUUGCCUGUUCUUGACUUCUUUGAGCUGCCUUUCAGAUCUUGAAUAUGAAUCCUUGCUGUCAUCACCGUGCCAGUUGCUGCAGCAGAAGGAUGAGAAGGAAAUCAGUAAUAGGAAAACUAAAGUCUUUUUGCGUGUGUUUUUUUUUUUCCCUCCUUUGAGUUAUAGCAGAUUCAGAACCUGAGGGAAGAACAGAGAUAAGUAUUGUCUUUAGAUGUAUCCUGGAUUAUUGGGCUUAAUUGCCUACACAAAAAUGUUGUUGGUAAAGGUUUUUCUGCUAGGGGAGGGAGAAAACACCAAAACCCUGCAGCAGUACAGACCAGGGUUCAUGAACUCUUCCGGCUGUGGUCUGUGAUGGGUGUUUAUGGCAGCUCUGUGCAGGGCUGUGUGUUACUUGGCAUACCAUUGUGCGGAGCUCUUGGUGCAGACUGUUGGAAAUCCUUCCAGAUAAGCUUUUUUCUGCUUUAAAAGCAAUCUGAAUAAACAGUACAGAGGGGGGUGGGGGGGGGAAAAAAAAAACAAAACAACACUGUUCUAGUUGGACUUUGGCAACAGCUUCUGAAAGAACUUUGUUGUUGUUUUUUGUUUGUUUGUUUGUUUUUUCUUGCCCUGGCCCUCUUACUUGUGCUUUGCAGUGAAAGUAGAACACGGCCCUUGCCUGUUUUCCUUUCCUGCUUUGCUCUGCUGGGUUUUGUAGAUGCUACAGGUAUGUAAGGACUCUUGCAGAAGAAACAUUUUGAUACUGAGACAGGUUUUCUGUGAACAUUUUGAUUUAUUGCAUCCGCUAUGCAAAAAGACCUGUCUCCAGGGCCCUCUCGUUUGAAGUGUGAUGUUGUACAUGUCCUUGUUAGGUUGCAUCACUCCAUGCUGUAUAUGAAGUUUCCAUAGUUAUGUUUACAAGACAAUGUACGUUUCUCAUUGUUGUCAUUGUAAAAGCACCCCAAAACCACACAGACAAAUUAGAAACGGAUUGAGGGUGAGAGGGGGAGAAGAAGCACAAUCAUGCAAACCUGAUCAUAGAAAUACAGUCAGCCCUCUUAUUUCUGCCUCUGUUUUGAGAGUAAAUUCAAUUGUGAUACCUCAUGAGCCAGCCUGUAAUUCAGUAACCAGUGGGUGAGACCUGUACCUCAUUGAUCUGCUACACUGGAUUAAUGUAAGAGUGUAACUGUGUCCUGAAGGCUAGUGGUGAUGCUGUUUCACGUUUUAUUUUCCCCUUCCAUCCAAUGGUAUUGUAAAAACUUUUUCCCCUUCUCCUAAGGCUUUAAUAGUAGUGCUAUCACCAUAGAUUAAGCAUUUGAUUUGAAACAAUCUCAAAGUUAGAUUGCGCCUCUUUGGAGGUUGUGCUGGAAACAUGCAAGUAUGGAAAUGUGCAGCUGUGGAUGAAUAAGAGCAAAGCUAGCUGCCCUAAACUCAGAAAAGAUGGUCAGGUAGGACAGCAAAUUUUUUGUUAGCAAGUGCUUUCCUGGGCUCAGAAGAACAGAUGUUUUCCAUUUUAACCAGCAAAGCACAAAAAAAAAAGUGCUAGAAGUUUGCAUCAGUCUUCAAAAGGAAAGAUGCUUCUUCACUAGGAAUCAUGAGCAAAGCUGAGGUGAUCCACGCUCUUCUUUACACUGGGACAUCUCCAACGUGUCUGCCCAUUGCACCGACACCAGCAAUAGACUGUCCUGUCGCCAACAUACCAGCACAGAGCCUCUAGCUGCUGUCACGGGCUCAAGAGCAUCUGUUGGCUGUUUACACCUGGGUUUAGAGAUCGUUAGAGACUCUUGUAGAUGGAAAUACCAGUAGCCUUCAUUUUUGGUCACUAAAGAGUUUAAAUCUUUCUCCUGAAUUUUGAAUGUACGGCGUUAAAUCUGCUUUAAGGAGAAGGAUGAACAAGACUGUGAUACUUAAAGGAAUGUUCCACUAAAGAUUGUCGAAACACCUGCGUACACUGUGGUGUUCAGCUUUAUCGCAGCUCAUCCAAACUGGGGGUGACGCAACUUUAACCCGAUUUUUCUAUUUUUUUAAAGAAUCCGACCUGUGUUCCCUUUGUAAAUGGAAGAGACUAUAAAGCUUUUUAUUAAUAAAAAAAAAAAACACAAAAAACCAUCAAACAAGAAUGUAAAGUAAAAUCUUUAUCUGUAUUUUUGGAUCUUGUCAUAGAUGAUGGCUAUAUUGAUUUACAAAUAAAGUAUUUUUGGG